UGAAAACCAUAAUUUCAACGAUGGUAUAAAUUGUACGCUCCUAAGUAGCACCCAAUCCGCAUCUCCUGCUUUCCCUGAACUUAAAUGCUUCUCUUUUGACUCUCAGAAAAUAACCGAAGCUUUUGUCUUUUUGCAUCAAAUUUCCAUCAUUUAUUGGUUAAGAAAAUGCGAAGGCGACCUGAAAGUUCAUCAACUGCACCAGAUACAUCAGCCAAGAAAUCAAGUGGUACCUCUAAAACUGAUGAGGAAGCCAAACUGAAUCACGGUAUUCAGAUAAGAACUGCACGGAGGUCAGGCUUCACAUGGCUGACAUUGUUUGCGGUGAUUGUAUACUCUUCUUGGGCUGUUUACCAAUACCAGUAUGAGAAUUUGCCUGUGCCACUUACUGCUGAGCAAGCAGGCAAAAGGGGUUUCUCAGAGGUGGCUGCAAUGAAGCAUGUUAAGGCACUGACUGAAUUGGGUCCGCAUACAAUUGGUUCUGAUGCUAUUGAACUUGCUCUGCAGUAUGUUUUGGCAGAAUUAGAAAAUAUUAAAAAAACAGCUCACUGGGAGGUUGAUGUUGAAGUGGACCUUUUCCAUGUUAAUGUUGGUGCAACUCGCCUGGACAGUGGCAUGUUUGUGGACAGAACAAUUAUUUAUUCUGAUCUGGAUCACAUCGUAUUAAGAAUGCUGCCCAAAUAUGCACCUGAAGCAAGAGAAAAUGCUAUUUUGGUUUCUUCCCAUAUUGAUACUGUUUUCUCAACGGAAGGAGCUGGUGAUUGUAGCUCAUGUGUUUCUGUUAUGUUGGAACUUGCUCGGGGGAUUUCUCAGUGGGCUCAUGGAUUUAAGAAUGCUGUGAUAUUUUUGUUUAACACUGGAGAGGAGGAGGGUCUAAGUGGUGCUCAUAGCUUUAUAACACAGCACCCUUGGAGUACAACUAUUCGUAUGGCUAUUGAUUUGGAGGCCAUGGGUAUUGGAGGAAAGUCUGCCAUUUUUCAGGCUGGUCCUCAUCCAUUGGCUGUUGAGACUUUUGCUUCAGUUGCAAAAUACCCAUCUGGUAAUAUCAUAUUUCAGGACAUUUUUUCUUCUGGAGUUAUAAACUCUGCAACAGAUUUCCAAGUGUACAGAGAGGUUGCUGGUCUUUCAGGGCUUGACUUUGUGUACGCAGACCAUGGUGCAGUAUAUCACACCAAGAAUGACAAAUUGAAGCUAUUAAAGUCAGGAUCUCUUCAACAUCUUGGAGAAAACAUGCUUGCUUUCCUGCUUCAGAUUGCAACAUCCUCUCAUCUUUCAAAAGCCAAUGCUACGGUUGAUGACAUACAAUCUAGCCAUGAUACUGCUGUGUAUUAUGACAUUUUGGGGCAAUAUAUGGUUAUAUACCGGCAACGGUUUGCAAACAUGCUACAUAGUUCAGUGAUACUUCAGUCGCUUCUUAUAUGGACUACAUCUUUGCUUAUGGGUGGUUCUACAGCUGCAGUUUCAUUGGCCUUUUCAUGUUUGAGCAAUAUCCUCAUGUGGAUAUUUUCAAUAAGUUUUUCUGUUCUUGCUGCAUUCAUUCUACCCCUGAUAUCUUCAUCACCUUUGCCAUAUCUUUCAAUCCCGUGGUUGGUCUUGGGGUUAUUUGCUGCGCCUGCUUUUCUUGGUGCUUUAACUGGUCAGCAUUUGGGCUAUCUUGUUUUGAAAAGAUAUUUAUCAAAUGUUUAUGCCAAGAGAAAACAGCUGUCGCCUGCUAUCCAAGCUGAUCUGAUCAAGUUAGAGACUGAAAGAUGGCUCUUUAAAGCUGGUUCUCUGCAAUGGCUUGUUCUUUUGGUUGUAGGAACUUACUAUAAAAUUGGAUCAUCUUACCUUGCUCUUGUUUGGCUUGUUCCACCAGCAUUUGCAUAUGGUUUGUUGGAAGCAACUUUAACCCCAGGUCGUUUACCGAAGCCUCUCAAACUUGCAACUCUGUGGAUGGGCUUGGCCAUUCCGAUUUUAGCUUCAGCUGGCCAAUUUAUUAAAUUAACUACUGUAAUCAUUGGACUUAGUGUGCGAUUUAUCAGACAUCCAGGUGGUACUCCUGAGUGGUUGCCAAGUGUGGGACUUUCCCUUUUUAUUGCAGCUGUUAUAUGCCUAACCCUGGUGUAUCUCCUUUCAUAUAUUCAUCUUUCAGGUGCAAAAACAUCAAUUGUCCUUUCAACUUGUAUUCUGUUUGCUCUCUCACUUGCUGUGGUAUUUUCUGGUAUAAUUCCGCCAUUCACUGAGGAAACUGCCAGAGCUGUGAAUGUGGUGCAUGUUGUAGAUACAACAGGAGGAUUUGGUGAAAAGCCCAACUCAUACAUAUCUCUAUUUUCCUUUACUCCGGGAAAGUUCACUAAGGAAGUUGAGGAAAUCAAAGAGGGGUUUGUAUGUGGCAGACACAAGGCUAUUGAUUAUGUUACUUUUUCAGUUAAAUAUGGCUGUUUGACCUAUGAUGGAACCGAAGAGGGAUGGGAUGAGUCCAAUAUUCCCACACUAGAUGUUGUUAAAGAUAUAAACGGAGAUAAGAGAAUCACACAAGUGAAAAUCGAUACAAAGAGGUCCAUACGCUGGUUUCUUGCAAUCAAUACUGAGGAAAUAGAAGAUUUCACGUUUAAUGUGGGUUUGGAGGAGUUAGUUGCAGCAGAUGGUAAGCGUAGCAUAGACGGAUGGCAUACUAUUCAAGCUUCAGGGGGGAAGAAUGCACCAACAAAGUUUGAACUCACACUCUUCUGGCUGCAAAAUUCAACACGCCGUUCAGACAAGAUGGUGCAAUCGGAGCAGCGACCACUCUUGAGGAUCAGAACUGAUCUUCCUGGAGUGGUGACACCGAAGGUUGAAACAGUCCUUGAGAAGCUUCCACCAUGGUAUUCAUUAUUUGGGAAGUCCACAUCUCCUCACACUUUAUCAUUUUUGAGUAGUCUUCCUAUUGAUUUCUAGAUAAGAUUUCGAACUCUUUGUUAGCAUUUUUGGUACUGGAAAAAGGUUGUACAUUAGUCCCACUACCACCGAUCUACACAAACAAAACACCCUAACAUUUAUUUUCUAUAUUCUAUUGUAUACUUAUAGUACAAGUUAAAUCUUCUAUUUGGAGAGAAGAAACAAAGAUGAUAUCAAAUAUACUAAAACUUCUCCAUGGGUCUACUCA
Molecule: messenger RNA, 3121 nt
Organism: Gossypium raimondii (Peruvian cotton)
Lineage: Eukaryota; Viridiplantae; Streptophyta; Magnoliopsida; Malvales; Malvaceae
Exons: 14
Coding region: 166-2913 (915 amino acids)
Biological process (GO): proteolysis
Molecular function (GO): metalloexopeptidase activity
Source: RefSeq, a predicted model, not a curated record